Anas platyrhynchos (mallard) is the source of this 12193-nucleotide messenger RNA. RefSeq names its product otogelin (gene OTOG). The record is from RefSeq and is a predicted model, not a curated record. Gene Ontology annotation, biological process: L-arabinose metabolic process. NCBI's taxonomy places the organism in Eukaryota, Metazoa, Chordata, Aves, Anseriformes, Anatidae. Gene Ontology annotation, cellular component: extracellular matrix. Gene Ontology annotation, molecular function: alpha-L-arabinofuranosidase activity; protein binding.
GGGGCUCAGCCCUGGGUAUCGGUAGCGGCUGGUGCUGAGGGCUGCUGCGGCUCUGGGGAGGUCGUUGCUGGUGUCUGGAUGGAGGCUCAGCUCCUCGUCGGGGCGCUGCUGUGCGCCUGGCUGCCGUCGGCUCUGUCCCCGUGGGGAGCCAGGGCGCAGCUCCCUCCCGACGGGCACCUGCCGCUCCUCAGCACAGGCAGCGCCGCAGGACCUCGGGGAGGGGAUGGCUUCAUCGCGGCCAUGCAGGAGCCUGGAAUGGCAGUUCAUAAUGCUUCAUCUACUACAUUAUCCUUGUCUCAGAAGAGAAGAUUUCACAGUAUGAAAUGUGGACCAUCUGGUUCAUUUACAUGUUUUAAUGGAGGUGAGUGUGUCUACAGAGAACUCUGCAACUGCAGUCGAUUUAAUGCAAGUGGACCAAGAUGUCAGACAGUUUAUAACACAGGUGCCGAAAGAGAUCAUAUAUGCAGAACAUGGGGUCAAUAUCAUUUUGAAACUUUUGAUGGACUGUAUUACUAUUUUUCUGGGAAAUCUACAUAUGCACUUGUGAGACAUACUGAAUUAGAUGAACAGAGUUUUUCUAUACAGGUGAAUAAUGAUCCUGAAUGUCAUUCUUCUCCUUAUUCUUGCAAGCGGUCCAUUAGUUUAUUCUUUUCUGGAGAUGAACAAAUAAAGAUGAGCAGUGAAGUGACCUAUAAAGGAUUUGGACUACGGUUACCUUACAUUAUUGGAAAUUUACACAUCCAGAAACUAGCUGGGUAUUUUCUAGUCAGGCACCAAUAUGCCUUUACUCUGGCUUGGGACGGUACAUCUGCAGUGUAUAUCAAAAUGGCACCAGAGUACCUGGGCAAAACACAUGGACUGUGUGGAAACAAUAAUGCUGUCCUGCAUGAUGAUCUUGAAACUAGUUAUGGAAAACUGACAGAUGAUGUAACAGAGUUUGUAGAGAGUUGGCAGGAAAAUCCUCCACAAGGAACACCCAGUUGGGAUAACUCUUUUCUCAGUGAACCACCCUGCCUGACACAAAGCCAUGAAUCUUUACAGAGGGCAUACACUCUGUGUAAUAUUCUGUUACAUCCUCCAUUUGAACAAUGUCAUGAAUAUGUGAGUCCUCUUCCAUUUAUGGCAAGCUGCACCAGUGAUCUUUGCAUGUCAGCAGUUGAUAAUGCAACUUGGUGUCGAGCAUUAACUGAAUAUGCCAGAGCAUGUGCCCAAGCAGGAAAGCCACUGCAGGGAUGGCGAAAGCACUUUCAGCAGUGUGUGAUUACCUGUCUUGAACCCUUGACUUAUAAUGAAUGCAUCAGCUGUUGCCCUGUUUCAUGUCAUCAACAAUCACAAUGUGUUGGCAGUGAGCUUCCCUGCAUUGAUGGAUGCUAUUGUCCGGAUGGCUUAAUUUAUGAAAAUGAAUUGUGUGUCAAGCCUAUGGACUGUCCUUGUGACUACCAUGGAAGUUUUUUUGCCAUAGGCUCUGUGGUUUAUGAGGAAUGUAAUAACUGCACUUGCAUUGGAGGAAAGUGGAUUUGUACAAAUCUUACGUGUCCAGCUGAAUGUUCAGUUUCAGGAGACAUUCAUUUCAUGACCUUUGAUGGGCGCAAAUACACUUUCCAAGCUACCUGCCAAUAUAUUCUAGCAAAAAGCCGUACAUCUGGAGAGUUUACCAUAUCCUUGCAAAAUACUCCUUGUGGACAGAACCAGGAUGGAUCAUGUAUCCAAUCAAUCAGCAUUAUUCUUAAACAGGACCCCAAGAGGCAAGUUACUCUGACUCAUUCAGGAGAUGUUUUGGUUUAUGACCAGUACAAAAUUAACCUGCCUUAUGCAGAUGAUUUAUUUGAAAUACGGAAACUCUCCUCUAUAUUUCUUCAAGUAAAGACAAACAUUGGAUUACAGAUACUGUAUGACAGAGAAGGACUAAGGCUUUAUCUUCAAGCUGAUGGACGGUGGAAGGAUGAUACUGUUGGCCUUUGUGGAACCUUCAAUGGAAAUACGGAGGAUGACUUUUUAUCUCCAGUUGGAGUAACUGAAAGCACUCCGCAGCUGUUUGGAAAUGCAUGGAAAACUUCAUCAGCAUGCACGCUAGUGCACGAUAGCUCACAAAUGGAUCCAUGUGAUAUUCAUCUACAGGCAGCUUCUUAUGCAGCGGAGGCUUGUAGCAUCCUUACGAAAGAACUUUUUGCUCCAUGCUACCCCUAUUUGAGUCCCAUUCCCUAUUUUGAGCAGUGCAGAAGAGACACAUGCAAAUGUGGACAGAAUUGUUUUUGCUCUGCUCUGGCCCAUUAUGCUCAUCAUUGCCAAAGAUUUGGAGUUAUAAUAGAUUUCAGAAGAGGUGUCCCAGACUGUGCUCUUUCAUGUGAAGAUACAAAGGAGUACAGUACUUGUGUAUCUACCUGUGGCAGAACCUGCCAAGCACUGUCUGUGCCAGAGACAUGCAGCAGUGAUUGUGUUGAAGGCUGUGCUUGUCCCUCUGGAAUGUACUUGAAUUCCAAGACUGAAAGAUGUGUAGAGAGAAAUGAAUGUCCUUGUUAUUUUCAAGGAAUUGACUAUCCCCCUGGAGAUAAUGUUAUCACAUCUUUGGGCAAAUGCCAUUGCAGGGAUGGAGUAAUGAAUUGUGAUAACAACAUAAUUGCACACAGCUGCCCAGUUGGACAGAUUUAUAUUAACUGUAGUAAUCCACAAGUUGAUGCUGAACUCAGCAGAGAGAGAACUUGUGAGAAUCAGCUGCUAAACCUCACUUUCUCAGCACACCUUCCAUGUGUUUCAGGUUGUGUAUGCCCACCAGGUCUUGUUAAGCAUGGGGAUGUGUGCUUGGAAGCAGAUGAAUGUCCAUGUUCAUGGAAAGGAAAGGAAUACUUUCCAGGUGACAAAGUGAUUUCUUCGUGUCAUACAUGCAUUUGCCAGCAUGGAUCAUUCCAAUGCACCUUCCAUCCUUGCCCUUCCAUGUGUACUGCAUAUGGUGAUCGACAUUACAGAACAUUUGAUGGACUUACAUUUGACUUUGUUGGAGCUUGUAAGGUUUAUCUAGUAAAGGGUACUUCUUCAACCAGUUUCUCAGUUAUUAUAGAGAAUAUUAACUGCUUUAAUACUGGAAUUAUUUGCAGAAAACAUAUUUUCAUUAAUGUUGGAAAAUCUUCUCUAAUAUUUGAUGAUGAAACCGGGAAUCCAAGCUCAUCUAGUUACAUGGACAAAUUACAAAAAAUACAGUUAUGGAAAGCUGGGUUUUUCACUGUUGUUCAUUUUCCUGAUGAGCACAUCACUGUUCUUUGGGAUCAGAGAACAACAGUUCAUGUACAGAUGGGUCAUCAGUGGCAGGGUGAGUUGACUGGAUUAUGUGGAAAUUUUGAUUUGAAAACAAUAAAUGAAUUGAGGACUCCAGAUAAUUUUGAACUAACAAACUCGCAAGAAUUUGGAAACAGUUGGACAGCUGUAGAGUGUGUUGACAGCUCUGACAUUCGAAAUCCAUGCAGUUUGAAUCCACUUAGAGAGCCUUUUGCCAAGAAGGAAUGUGGAAUCCUGUUAAGUGAAGCAUUUGAAGCUUGCCAUCCAGUGAUUGAUGUCACCUGGUUUUACUCAAACUGCUUGACAGAUACAUGCGGUUGUAACCAAGGAGGUGACUGUGAGUGUUUCUGUACAAGUGUGUCAGCAUAUGCCCAUCAGUGCUGCCAGCAUGGAGUUUCUGUAGACUGGAGAUCCCCUAGAGUGUGUCCUUAUGAUUGUGAAUAUUUCAACAAAGCUCUGGGAAAGGGCCCAUACAAACUGGUCAGCUACUUGGAUGGGGAAUUUGUACUGGCAGUGAAACUGGUGGAUGGUUUUGUUUUCCCUGUGAGACAAGAAGAUGGACACGCAGUGAGCUUUAUGCUUACUUCAGGACUUUAUAAACCCAAAUCACAUGAUUCCAACUUGGUUUCAUUUGAAACAGCUGAGAGACCUAAUUAUUUUCUUCAGUUGUCCUCCAACAAUACCCUUGUUCUUUCUAAAUGGGAAAAAAAUGAAGAGUUUCACAACAAAUCGACAUUUGUUAUACACAAGAAUACAUGGCUUUCUGGUUACAGUUCCUUUGAAUCAUUUGCAAAACCAGGAUACUUCAUCCACAUUUCUGCAUCUUCAGUUGAGCUUCUGAAGUACCAUCAUUCAGAGGAAUUCAGACUAUCAAUCCUUUUUAAACUAGUAGAUGCCAAAUACAAACUUAUAUCACGUUCUGCAUGUGAAUGGCAUUAUGAUGCCUGUGCAAGUCCUUGUUUCAAAACAUGCAGGGAUCCUUUGGGACAAAACUGUCAGGCAGUACCAAAAGUGGAAGGAUGCAUCCCUGUGUGUCCUCUCAAUAUGUUGCUGGAUGAAAUCACUCAAAGAUGCGUGUAUUUUGAAGACUGCAUUGAACCUGCAGAUGAUAGUCCACCUUUACCAACCAUCUUUGAAACACCAGCAGUUUCACACGUAACAUCAAGUACAACUUCGGCAGUGAUCAGUGAAGUGGUAACUUCAUUUCCUGUACCUGAAGCAAAGGACAUAGAAACAACACUUGCUUCAAAAUUGAAAUUCACUGCAACUACAGGGAAAACUAAAUUUUCAGCUGUAACAACUAAUACAACGCUUCCAGACAUAACUUUAUCAUCAUAUAUUUCUUCACAGUCAGCAGAAAUGACAUCAUUUGGGAGAACUACAGGAAUGUCUGUGACAGCAAAAUCUAAUGUAAGCUUGUCUUCUCUUGUUGCCACUUCAGAAACCUCCACAAAGACACAACUGAUCAGCAGUGGUUCCACGAAGCUAUUGAGGACUACAGAACCUUACACAGUAACUGCUACACGUGCAGUGACUAAAAGCACAGGAUCAGAAGGCAAACCAAUUUCUACUUUUACUGGGACACCAACAACACUUAGAACAACAGAAUUGCCGGUCAAAACUAAAAUAAUGGAAAUAUCAGAAAUAGCCAUGAAGACACUUCCCACAAAAGAAGCACAAGUAAAAACAGAAGGGCUGACAACAUUUAUACCCCCUUCAUUUGACUCAAGAACAGAAAAAACUACUGCACAUCAGCCCCGAUAUUCCACAUUACCUCUUCUGGUUUUGCCUUCCUAUAUAUCAUCAGUGAACCUAACAGGAACUUCAGAAAGGACAGAAGUAAGCAUAGGACAGUCUUCUACCACAGUAGGUAAAGUUACAGUAACAUCAUUUUCUCCUGUAAUCACUACUCUGUCUUUGCUAAAACCAGCAUCUUCAGAAACAACCAAAACAGCAAAUGCUUCAACAGAACAAAGUGGAAAGACUGUAUUUUUGCCAACAUCCACACUGCCUGUUUCAUUAGGAGAGGCAAUUACAAAACCUCCUAUUGAAAUGGUUCAUCACCUGACAGAUACUGCAGGGGUACCUUUCACUACAACCUUAGGUCCAAAGAAAACAACUCUGCAAACUCCAGAGAAAUCAUUAGAAACAACUGUUUUACCAUUUACAACUCAUGGAAAGGAAACUCUCAAAACAGCAUCUCGUGUGAAGCAUAUAUCUAGUUCCUAUUUGCCUCCAUAUUCACUGCGUCCUAGUUCUAAAACUGAAAAAUCCACCACUCUUUCUCCAAAAGGACCUUCAGUGUCUGUUCCUACUCCUGCUUCUCCAGCUUUAGGUGAAUUAAAAAAAACAUUUAAAACUGUGUCAACAACAGGGUAUCCCUCACACAUAGUUCUAAACAUAACAGAGCUCUUGACUACACUGUACACUAAAUAUCCUGCUUUGCCUGAGACUACCAGAGUGACACCAUUGUCUAUUGAGGUAACAUCCAAAAUAACAUCGCCUUUUGAAUUAGUAGCAAAAUCAACUUUGUUUUCUGGAAAAACAUUUACUGAAUACACAUCACCUUUGGCUUUAAGUACAGUGAAGACAAGCACUUCAUCAUAUUCAGGUAAUGUUACCACAUCAGCAAAGAAAACCUUUAUCUCAUCAAAAGAAACCACUACGGUUGCUUUCAUAGCUACAAAAAGAGAGUCAGAUGAAACAACGUCCUUCACUGGAUCUCCACGUACUCCCCUUAGAGCAACUGAAACCACAUUGUUAACCACACAGCCUGAAGAAUCAGAAGUGGAAAGAAUUUCUAGCAUCUCCCCUAGAAAACCAUCUGCUUUCCCUUCUUCACCACCAAGCUCUCUAAUCUCUUUAAAUCUUUCUCUUCCUUCACUACCCACAUACGGAAAAGAAGCAUCACUGACAGCUCUCAGUCCAAUACGUACAACAUCCCAUGAACCCAUCUCUUCAUAUCCAAGAACAACUAUAACAAAAUCUAAGUUAGGAACAGAAAAGACUUCCUCACUCCUGACUUUCUCUACUUUAUCCACUAUAGCAGAGCAUUCAAGUCCAAUAACAACAGUACCAUAUGACAAAUUGCCAGGCAGAGCCAUUUUAAAUACCACUUAUGCUAUAUUCUCUCCAUCCUCUGAAUUCAGCACUCAGCAUAUAACAACCAAAGCAAUAACAGACAAAGAAAAAUCAACUCUAUCCACUUCUGCUGUACUUCCAUUAACAAAGUCUCACACUUUCUCCACCUCUCAGUAUCUAGCAGAUAAAUCAGUUUCUUCACCUUCUUUAACACAAGUAAUUCUGGAAGUAACAACCCCACCAAAAUACCCUGUAGAAACUAAAGUAAUUUCUACGGCAUUGAAGUCUACAGUCAAAAGUAUAAUAGAUACAGUAAAAUCUACUGCUUCUACAGCUCAGAAAUCCUUUACUCCAUCUUCAGUGGGCUCCUUCCCUCAACAAACAUCUUCAGAAGAUAAACUUCCAGCACAGACUACUAAGGCUGUGGCUAUACUGCAUUUUUUGACUGAAACAGAUACAAAACUUGCUCAUCAGACUUCUAAGCCUUCCUUGACAGGCCUAAGCAGUACUCCAAUUUACCAUCAUCCUGCAGAAACUCUAGCAAAAUCCACUGAUCAGCCACAAAUUCUAUUAAGCACAACUGAAGCUAUGGUAGAAUUGACUUCCUCACCCCCCUUAACCACCUUCCUACCUAAAGGCAUUCAUUCAAGUGUGUUAUCUACCUCAUUAGGUCCUACACAAGUUAUUUUACAAACUGAAAAAGAGUUACAUUUAACUGAUUCAGUUACACAGCUGUAUAUGCCAAAAACUUCUGUUUUACAGUCUACAGGCCCAGAUAGAAAAACAGCUGACUUGACUUUUGGUACUAGAAUUCUCCCUUCUUCACCAGAAGUGCUUGCAACUUCCUCUUCAACCAUUAAAAAAGAUGCCUUUCCUUCAUUUUCUACACAGAAGGCAGAUACUGGUGUAAAAUUCACGUGGCAGUCCUCAGUUACUGAAUCACUUCUUUCAAGUCAAACGCCUGAAACAACAACAGUUUCACCAGAAAUUCUGACCUCUUCACUUUUGUUACCAGAAACAACAGAAAUUCCCAUCGUGAUGGGCAGUGAGUCAUCCGUAGGUGCCUUUUUCACCCCUGUGAUUUCAACAGCAUCCACAUCAAUGGGUAAAAGUGCUACAGAGAAAACUGCAGUGUUACCAAAGCAAGUCACACAUUCAACCACUGCCUACAGUUCCACUUCUCUAGGAAGUACAGAGUUUUCAGCUGCAGUCCAUACAUCAGCUGCAGCUUCAGCCUCUUCAGUGAUGAGCAGUACAGAGCAAAACAUCACUAUUAUAUCAGCAACCUCAGACAAAGCAAAAGCUGUAACAGAAUCUAUCACAACCUCUGUGAAGCCAUCCUAUUUUUCUGUUACUUCAAAAGCAAAAGAGCCUAUGUCCCCUGCUACAGAAAAAUCUGGAGAGCUGGAAUUAAUGACAGAAAUGCAACCUGUCCAUACUCAAGGUGUUACCAUUACCUCAGAAAUACCUCGGACGUUUUAUUCUCCAUAUUUCACAAACAUAACUGCAGCUCCUUCUAAUGUAAGUGUGUCAGGACUGUUCACCAUACAUUCAUCCUCUGAACCGAAACCUUCUUCUAUACCUGCAUCAUUGGCCAGUACUACACAAACUUCAAAACUUGGAAUAACAUCUGAGAUACAAACACCUUCUGUGAGUUCACUAUUAAUGAUACCUGACCAUUCAAAUGUCACAACAGCUCCAUCAGUUUCCUCAUUUGCCUAUUUAUCUACCAAACCACUUUAUGGUUUGACUACAACAUUUUCUGAUGGAUUGUCAACAGCUGAAGCCAUGUUAGGAGUCACAACAUCAACUUCUGUUCUGCCUAGAGAAACAGCAACUCUCCAGACUUGUACACCAAUCACAGAGAAUGAGUGCAUAAAAUACAUUUGCUUGGAUGGACAACUGAUCCAAGUCAAUAAGUCGCAGAACUGCCCAUACAAUGCAACUCAACCCAGCUGUGGAGUUUUAGGAUUUGCUACUCAAAUGAAUGGGGACAAAUGCUGUCCAAAGUGGGAAUGUGCAUGUCGUUGCACAAUUUUCUCUGAUCUGAGCAUUGUAACCUAUGAUGGAAAUCAUCUGGCUUUAUUCAAAGAAGCAUCCUACAUUGUUAGUCAAACUCAAGAUGAAACUAUAAGCAUCCAUGUCCUUGACUGUAGAAUGAACAAUUCAAAUUCAACUUCCCUGUGCCUUGCAAUGUUGAACUUAACCUAUGUAUCAAACCAAAUUAUUAUCAAUCGUUUAAGUAGAAAAAUAACAGUAAAUUCAAGAUUUGCUUGGCCUACUGUUAGAAAAUAUGGAUACAAGGUAGAGGAUUCAGGCUUCAAGUAUGCAGUUGAGACCCCAACAAAAAUCAGAAUUCAGUGGUUUCACAACACAGGUGUGAUGAUCAUAGAGUUCAAUACUACCAGAGAACCGAAAGCUUUGGGACUAUGUGGUCUUUGUGAUAGAAGCUUGGAAAAUGACCUGAUGCUACCCAACAGGACAGUGUUAAGCAAAAGUGAUGCUCCAUCGACUUUUAUAGACAGCUGGCAAGUGCCAGACACAUUAAAGUAUGUUGGAGAAGACAGGCACCAGGAAACUAAUUGCUCAGUCAUGGACUGCUCAGAGUGCUUAAGACUGAUUUCGAACCAGACCUUCAGCAGCUGUCACCCUUAUGUUCCACCUGAGCUAUUCUGUGAUAUAUGGGUUCAAGACACCAAGUACAUUCAAAAUCCAUGCAUCUCACUAGCUGCUUAUGUGGCAAUGUGCAACAAAUUUAAUAUUUGUAUAGAAUGGAGGAGCUCUGAUUACUGCCCCUUCCCCUGCUCUGAAAACUUCUCCUACCAGGCUUGUAUAGCUGCCUGUGAGGUUCCAGAUAGUUGUCAGAAUAAUGAGGUUGCUUCUCUGGACUCAGACACCUGUUCGGUGUUGACAGAAGGCUGUGUCUGUGCUGGAGGGACCAUCCUGCACCGAGCUCACACUGCUCUCUGUAUUCCUGAAGAAAAAUGUGCUUGUACAGAUAGCUCAGGAGCACCUCAUGCUGUGGGUGAGAUCUGGAAAACUUCUUUGAGUGGCUGCUGUAUGGAAAAAUGUGUUGACAGUGAGACUAUUAUUCCAAUGGAGUACAACUGUUCAGAUAUCCACAAUUUAGACUGUCAGCGAUUUGCAGAAGUGGCCUUGCUUGUUCCUGGUGAUCAUACAUGUUGUCCUCAGAAGAUCUGUAUUUGUAAUCAGAGCCUUUGUGAAUCCCUAAUCCCAGAAUGUAAUGGCUUGGAAAAGCUGGUCACUUACUACAGUGAAGAAUCCUGUUGUCCCAACUAUGUUUGCGAAUGUGAUCCAGCAAAAUGCGAACCAAUGGAGCAGAUGCCAAGCUGUCAAGAGGAUCAAACACUAAUUGCUGCUCGUGUAGAGAGUACCUGCUGCAUAUCCUAUAUAUGUGCAUGCGGGGCUUGCUCUGAUCAAAUACCCAAAUGUCAAGAAGGAGAAGUUCUUAUUGUGGAUGACAACACCACAGAGAGAUGUUGCCCUACAUACCAGUGUAUUUGUGAAAUACAUCGUUGUCCUGAAUUCAAGUGUAUGCUAGGCAUGUCUUUGGUGGAGGUAUGGAGCCCAGAGAAGUGCUGCCCAUUUCGGACAUGUGAAUGUGCAUGUGAAACGAUCCCUAAGCCUCAGUGUACACUGGGGCAGAAACUUCAGAUAGACGAACAGUUUCAGAACAGUACAGAAAAUAUCUGUAACUGUGUUAAAUACAAAUGUGUGAGAGACAAAGUUUGCCUGAGUAAUGAGAGAGGUGUGCUGCUACCUGGACAGAAAAUUGUGGAACACAGUCCAGAUGGCAUUUGCCAUAUUUCUACUUGUACAAAUGUGAUUGAUCCUUCUACUAAAUACUACCAAAUAAACACAUCAUCAGUAGCCUGUGCUGUCAAGUGCAAAGCUAACCAAGUCUAUCAACCUCCAAAAGAUUUAGCAACUUGCUGUGGUAGCUGUAAGAACAUGUCAUGUCUUCACACUUUCAACAAUGGAACAGUUGCCAAUUUUAAGCCUGGUACUAUCUGGAUUUCAAACUGCAUCAGAUAUGAAUGCAUUAACACAGCAAUAGAACCAGUUCUAGUUGCAUCUUCAAUUGGCUGCCCACCCUUUAACGAAACAGAAUGUGUGAAGGUUGGAGGCUAUGUUGUACCAUUCCUGGAAGGAUGCUGCAAAACAUGCAAGGAAGAUGGAAAAUUCUGUAAAAAGGUGACUGUUCGGAUGACUAUUCGCAAGAAUGACUGCAGGAGUAACACGCCAGUAAACAUUGUUUCUUGUGAUGGAAAGUGCCCAUCUGCAAGCAUUUAUAACUACAACAUCAACACAUACGCAAGAUUCUGCAAAUGCUGCAGGGAGCUUGGACUACAGAGACGAACUGUGCAAUUGUAUUGCACCAGUAAUUCAACCUGGGUCAGCUAUACAAUCCAAGAGCCUACAGACUGUUCUUGCCAGUGGUCUUAAGAAUAAACAAAUACAAGGAAAGAAAACAGCAAGCCCAGCUGUUCCCAGCAUAAGAUAAUUUGUAUACUUUAUCUAUAAAAAAUAAAACAUCCAACCCACCGAAUUUUAAUAGCUUAAUGUUAAAAGAUAAAGGAACAAAAAUAUUUUUGGACUCUUCUAAAUUCCUAAAGAAUGGCUUUGCAUUGUUUUUAUUGUGGUUUGUCUUCCUGUUUCUUUCACAGGGAUUGUUUUAAGACUUUUUGUGAUGUGUGCCAGCUUAAAAUGUGAUUUAUGUUUGACACACCACAAGAGAAAGCACACCAUCCCAUUGUUCUCUGUCUUUGUCAUGCACCCAUUCCUGCUAUCUGGCAGCAAUCUAUUAUUUUGAACGUAUUGUAAUUGUGCAAAUACAUUCAGUGUCUAUUAAGAAAAAAUGUUUGGACAAUAUGAGAAUUUUCAGUUUAAAUCAUCUUCCUAUAGCAAAGCUGAAUAUGAAUGGGAAAUUAAGUUACAGUUUUUUUUAUUUUAUUUUAUAUUAUUUUUUUUAAUCAGGGAAACAUUAUCAAUACUAAUGGCUGUAUGUAAUAUUCCCUGGUAAUAAUUUCAGCUUUUGUAGUGUAUUUUAUAUUGUAUUGAAAAGCAUUAUGGCCAACAUGCGAUGUGUGGGACAGAUGGACUGCUUUAGGUUAGUCAUUAGUAGUAACUUUUUCUUUUUGCUAAACGGUAUGUAAUGAACUGACAAUACAGUGAUUUAACAAACGAAAACCACUUUACACUCCUUUAUAUAGUUAAUAUUUUAAAUGAACACAGUUAUCUUAUGAAAUGCACCAUAUUUAAACUGUUUCUUUAGCAGAAUGAACCUUGUUUUACACUGAUACUAAAGAUGUGAAAAUUCAUUAGGAAAAAAACAAAACCAGGUUUAUGAAUCUGUCUAAAGAAAAAUGUAAGUUGAAAAUCUUUGUCAUCCAUAUAAGAGAAUGCAACUUCUUGUGUCAAGUGUUUGAUAUUGACAAUGUACAAUUGUAAGGUUUGGAAUUUCAAAAGCAAUUUUGUUUAUGAACUUAAUUAACAUUUUGUUGUAAUGAACUAAUACUUUUUCUCCUCUAAAUUAAUGUUGCUGUCCUUUUCUUUCCUCACUAAUGCCAAGAUGCAGCGAAAAUUCAGUUGCUUUAAUUUUGUAGAUCAAAACUGAAGAUAGCAGUGAUAUAUGCUUAAGGCCCUAAAAUAUAAAAAUAAUUCCUGGCGUAACUUGUUUGAAAGUUGUUUGUGUGCAGUUAAUCCAAAGAAAAAUGUGUUGUUAAAAUCAGCCAUGAACAGUUUUGAUACUAAUUUUGUAUACUGUACAUUGCAUUCCUACAAUAUCUAAUAAACACCAGGGAGUCUUAUUUUGUUACAA